AUGGACGGAGCAAGCGCAUACAGCGUCAGUACUGGCGUCAGCAUGGAGCCGCUGACCAUGGAGGAGCUUGAUCGCGAGGUCAGUACUAGCUUCUUCUAGCAGUCCAGCGCGUUUGGGUCUCGAGCCUUUGGGCAGGCAAUCUUUCUGACUACCGCUGAGCUCUGACAGAUCGCGCGUCUGGAGCAAGCUGCGCGCCGUUGCGCUUUCUCGAUCUUCACGAUGCAGCCUCAAACUUACGACAAGAAGCAGGACUACCUUGCUCAUUUGCGUUGGCGCAUUCCUGUGAGUAAUUCCCUCAUUUCUCUGUCCAUUCCUUACUCGGUCGAGCUCCUUGUCACGAUGGUGCGCUGACAUCUUGUCUGGCAAUCUCUGUGCAGAAUCACAUUCAGCGCGAGACUCCAGAGGUCACACCAGCUGCUUUGAUCCAUUCUGAGGACCUAUUGUCAAGCAACUUCUCAGCUCCUGGGAGGAUCACCUUAGGAUCGGCCGUUGGCAGUAGUUGGGGAGUGCACUUGACCUCCCCUUCUCCAAAGGAUCCUCAGCCACGCACCCAGAGGGAGCCAAAAUACCGUCAAGAGAGGCUUUUCCGCCAACGUCAAUGGUCGCAGUUAGACACAAGGUGA
Messenger RNA from Ceraceosorus bombacis, 623 nucleotides. The record is from the annotation of a GenBank genome assembly. Lineage: Eukaryota; Fungi; Basidiomycota; Exobasidiomycetes; Ceraceosorales; Ceraceosoraceae.